Theileria parva strain Muguga is the source of this 1900-nucleotide messenger RNA. RefSeq names its product GTP-binding protein TrmE N-terminus family protein (gene mnmE). Lineage: Eukaryota; Apicomplexa; Aconoidasida; Piroplasmida; Theileriidae. Gene Ontology annotation, biological process: tRNA methylation; tRNA wobble uridine modification. Gene Ontology annotation, cellular component: cytoplasm. Bases 58 to 1827 code for a protein of 589 amino acids. Gene Ontology annotation, molecular function: GTPase activity; protein binding; GTP binding. The transcript has 10 exons. The record is from RefSeq and is a predicted model, not a curated record.
UUUAUAUUAACUUCUUUACACAAUAUUCUACUUACAAUCAUGUUGUAAUUUAUAUUAAUGUCAUGUGUAUUAUUUAUUUUAUGGUUAGUUUCUCUUCUGAUUUUUAUUUCUUAUGGUAUAUGCUUCAGAAUAAGUAAUAAUUUGAAACCUAUUUCCUCUUUAAAGUUUUACUCCAAAAUUAAUGAUUUAAAUGUAUUAAAUGAAACCAUUUACGGACUUAGUUCUGGUGUUCCGGAAGGUGGCUGUGCCGUUGCAGUCAUCAGAAUAUCCGGGCCUAAUUCCUUGCAUACACUAAAUUUACUCACUAAAAACAGUGAUAAUGUACCAUAUAAACCUAGAUUUGUUAAAUUGUGUAAAUUAUAUUCAUUGAUCAACAAUAAUUUGAUUGAUGACGCUUUAACUCUUUAUUUUAAAUCUCCAAAUUCCUAUACUGGGGAUGAUGUAGUAGAGAUUCACACACACGGUAACGAAGUUAUAAUUAAAGAAUUAUUUGACAACUUUCGUCACAUUGCCAAUAAUUACAACAUCAAACUGAGGCAGGCAGAAAAGGGCGAAUUCACUAGAAGAGCUUAUUACUCAAAUAAAUUGAACCUAAUACAGGUCGAGAGUAUUAAUGAACUAAUAAGAUCGAAGAAUUACAUCCAGAAACAAAAUUCUAUGUUAAAAUUAAAUAACAGUUUGUGUGAAAUAUAUAAAAGAUGGAGUAACGAGCUGAUUGAUAUAAUAUCAAAAGUGGAGGGCUCCAUCGAUUUUCAGGAAGAGAGUUGCAGUGACAUUAUCCUCAAAGAUAAAAGUUCAAUUUUGAAUCCCAUACAAAAUCUUACAGAAGAAAUAUUCAAAUUCAUUAAUGACAAGAAGGAGACUAUAGUUGACGGUAUUAAACUUCUAUUACUAGGGCCAACAAAUUCAGGGAAAAGUAGUUUUAUAAACAACUUGUUCAAUGAUGAUAUCAGUAUUGUGUCAAACAUUCCUGGCACCACUCGUGAUUUAAUUAGAGUUAAUUACAACCUUGAUGGCUUGAAUUACCAAAUUACAGAUUCUGCCGGAAUCAACAACCGCAUAUUAGACGGAGAUACUAAUGCUACAGAAUCUUUGGAUAAUGAUACUAUUGAACUCAUUGGUAUCAAAAAAGCCCUCAAUGAAAUUGAAACUUCGAAUGUAAUUCUUUUCCUGUUUGAUCCAGUGAACGUAAAUGAUUCGUUUAGUUCAUUACAACUAUUUUUAAAUCUUUUAAAUGAAAUUAAGAUCUUUUAUUCCCAUACAUGUAAUUCCCUCAGCAAUACUACUACUCCAUCUAUUCCUGUUACUGACACUGAGGGCAACAUAUCUGAUCAUGAUCACCAUGGUCUAAACGGUGUUUGUAAAAAACUGGUUUAUGUUUGUAUAAAUAAAACUGAUUUGAUAGAGAACGUUAAUUAUUACAAAAACGCAAUCUUGGAUUUUUUAAAUAAUUAUAAGGCUAAAAACACUAACGGUGCAAAAUCAACUGUUCUUUUUGAGGAUAAUCUGAAGAUAUUAGAAAACACUAAUUUAGAUAGGAAUGUUGUUAGAAAUGUAAUAAAUUUGAUAAAUGAAGACAUAGUUAACAAUUUUAAUCUGAAUUCUAACUCGGUUUUCAUUGACAACCAGCGUCACAAAUCUCAUUUGAACAAUAUAAUAAAGCAUUUAAAAACAAUCAAAGAGUUACUAGAUUCAUCAAAUUAUGACUUGGAGAUCAUAUCAGAAUAUUUGAGGGAAUGCGUUUACGAAAUUGAAUUUAUUAUUGGAGAACGUACUGACGACUAUAUACUCAAUAGAAUUUUUAAUUCUUUCUGCAUUGGGAAAUAGAUCAUAAAUACCAUAUUUUCCAGAUUAAAUUAAGCAAACUUUUCAGCCUAUAUUAAGUAAAUAAUGUUUUGAG